Messenger RNA from Gamsiella multidivaricata, 2596 nucleotides. RefSeq names its product methylenetetrahydrofolate reductase-domain-containing protein. The transcript has 5 exons. Gene Ontology annotation, molecular function: FAD binding; methylenetetrahydrofolate reductase [NAD(P)H] activity. The record is from RefSeq and is a predicted model, not a curated record. Lineage: Eukaryota; Fungi; Mortierellomycota; Mortierellomycetes; Mortierellales; Mortierellaceae. Gene Ontology annotation, cellular component: cytosol. Gene Ontology annotation, biological process: tetrahydrofolate interconversion. Bases 190 to 2166 code for a protein of 658 amino acids.
CCCACACAUUCCCCUUCCAGUACUUGAUACCUCUUCUCUCCUCCCAUUUUGCAGCCCGGACCUGACCUAUACCUCUAACCCUCACUCCUCCCGUGCGCUCAUUCCUUUUUUUGUGCAUUGCAUCCUUCCUCAGUUUUGUUUUUAUUUUUUUCGGUACCUUUAUCCCGUUAAUAUCUGUGAAGUACACUCAUGAAAAUCAUCGAUCGCAUCAAGAAGGGUCAGGAGGAGGGUCGCCCACUCUUCUCCUUUGAGUACUUCUCGCCCAAGACUGCCCAGGGCAUGGUCAACUUGCACGACCGCAUCGAGAGAAUGUGCUAUCUCGGCCCUGAGUUCAUUGACAUCACUUGGGGUGCCGGUGGCUCUCGUCCCGCUGCAACACUCGAGGUCGUCUCGAAUGCGCAGAAGGUCUACGGUGUCGAGACAUGUAUGCACUUGAUCUGCACCAGCAACCCUACGUCCAAGAUUGACAAGGCCCUCAGCGAGGCACGCGCCUGUGGUAACCAGAACAUCCUUGCCCUUCGUGGCGACCCACCCCACGGUCAGUCCGAGUGGUCUGCAUGCGAGGGUGGUCUGAACUAUGCUUCGGAUCUUGUCCGUUACAUCCGUGAGACCCAUGGCGAUUAUUUCGGCAUUGGUGUCGCAGGCUAUCCUGAAAAGCAUCCCGAAUCAGGCUCGAUGGAGGAAGAUCUGAUGCAUCUCAAGGCCAAGGUCGAUGCUGGUGCGGAUUUCAUUGUCACCCAGCUGUUUUUUGAUGUUCCCAUGUUCUUGGAGUGGGUCAAGAAAUGUCGCGCCAUUGGCAUCACCUGUCCUAUCAUCCCAGGUGUCAUGCCCAUCCAGGCGUACGCCAGUUUCAAGAAGAACAUUGUUGGCGUCAGUGUGCCCCAGUGGAUUCUUGAUGGCAUUGAACCCAUCAAGAAUGAUGACCAGGCCAUUCGUGCUUUCGGUGUGGAGGUCGGCAUCAAGAUGACUCUGGAACUGUUGCAGGGCGGCGCGUGUGGUAUUCACUACUACACGUUCAAUCUCGAGCGUAGCACUCGCUUGAUUCUCGAGGGCGCAGGUCUUGUCAACAAGACCGACUAUAUCAAAAAGAACAUGCCCUGGCGUUCGAGCUUCGAUGAAAAGCGCAAAGAAGAAUCUGUUCGCCCCAUCUUCUGGUCCAACCGCGCAAAGUCCUACAUCAGUCGCACGGAUAACUGGGACGAGUUCCCUAACGGUCGCUGGGGGGAUUCGCGCUCCCCUGCCUAUGGGGAUUUGGACCGCUACGGAGUGUACCUGAAAUACACGGCGGACGAGGCGAUCCAGCAUUGGGGAGCACCCAAUGAUGUCGAGGAUAUCUGCAGACUGUUCGUCAAGUACUGUCAUGGCGAGACCCUAACUUUGCCUUGGAGUGAUCAAACAUUGGCUCUGGAAUCGGGAACGAUCAAGGACCGCCUGGUCGAGUUGAACUCGUUGGGUUACUUGACCAUUAACUCGCAGCCUGCAGUUAAUGGCGCCAAGAGCGACGACAAGGUUUUCGGAUGGGGACCCAAGGGUGGCUAUGUCUACCAGAAGGCUUAUCUCGAGUUCUUCGUCGCGCCUGAGACGCUAGAGAAAUUAAAGCAGCGUAUGUCCAAGUUCCCUAACUUUACUUACAUGGCGAUCAACAAGGCAGGCGAUCUGCAUACCAACACCAACGGCAGUAAGCCCAACGCUGUCACCUGGGGCGUCUUCCCUGGUCGCGAGGUCGUGCAGCCGACCAUUGUGGAGCUCUCGAGCUUUGACGCGUGGAAGGAUGAAGCAUUUGCGCUGUGGGAGCAGUGGUCGAGAUGCCACCCCCAGGACACCAAGCCUCGUAACUUGUUGAGUGAUAUAGCUCAGACCUGGUACCUGGUCAACAUUGUCAACAAUGACUAUCACGAGAAGGACGGCAUCUUCGAGUUGUUCAAGGACGACGUAUUGGCGUUCCAGGUCCAGCAGACUGCUGCGAAUGGUGUUGCUAAUGGCAUUGCUAAUGGCGAUGCCAAAGCUCAUACUGAGGCAAACGGCGCUGUGGACGAACUCUCGGUCAAGCUGAAGAAGAAUGCUAUCAACGGUGUUGAGAAGGUCAAAGCGCCAGUUUAUGAGGAGAGCGCGAUCCUUUCUCCUAGCGUCGAAGCCGCUGCUAUUGCCCAACCCCUCCGCGUUUAAGACUCUGAAGCGCUGUUAGGACAGGAAGCCGUAUAACAGGAACAAAGAAGAGGACAUCAUGGAUUAGGAUAUCUGGACGAUGAGCGGUGGUCGCUUCAUUCCAACCUGGAUGGAGUUCCAUCUCACGUUAGCCUUCACCUCGGUCUCGUGUUUCUUUCGAUUUGUUCCUGACUUGGCUGGCUUCUUUUCAAUCUUUUCUUGUUCAUCCUCCCUUUUACACAGUCAUCUCUCUUCACCGCCCUCUCCAUUAUUUUUAAUUGCCUGUUCAACACAGGACUCAUCUUUUCUCCGUUGCUAUUCUGCCUUUUCCCUCGUUACAGUAUUGUAUUUUUCCCUGUAUACCUAUGACGCUUGUUCAACACACCUGUACAUACAAACAUACACAUUCUCGACAGAUCUUUGAGCUUUUAUUAAAACCGUUCAGUCGACU